Molecule: messenger RNA, 4209 nt
Organism: Sceloporus undulatus (fence lizard)
Lineage: Eukaryota; Metazoa; Chordata; Lepidosauria; Squamata; Phrynosomatidae
Gene: NRF1
Product: nuclear respiratory factor 1
Exons: 11
Coding region: 922-2493 (523 amino acids)
Biological process (GO): regulation of transcription by RNA polymerase II
Cellular component (GO): nucleus
Molecular function (GO): RNA polymerase II cis-regulatory region sequence-specific DNA binding; DNA-binding transcription factor activity, RNA polymerase II-specific
Source: RefSeq, a predicted model, not a curated record
GAAGCACAGCUAGAAGCAGAAGAGAUGCUUUUGAGCAAAGCUCAGUCUCUCUUUUGGUGUCUAGAAAAACUAGGAGUAACCAUAAGCAUAACCAGUAAACAAAAGAAAAUGGGGAAGUAGUUUGACCUAUCAAAAGUUUUUUAUUUUAAAAUCCAUGUUAGGUUCUCAGCCUAAGAUCUGGUGUGCUCUUUCAAAUUAGUAUUCCUCACCUCUGCAUUUUCUUUCAUCCAUUGUGUUGGACCUCACAUGCCUCUGACCUCUCCUGUCCACAUUGCGUCUGCAUAUACAAUUCCCCAGUUUCUCUUGGCCUAUUCCAGCCCCCUGCCUUGCAACCAUCUUUCCUAAGGCUGUAUCUGCACUACAGAAAUAAUUCAGCUUGACACUGCUUUAACUGCUAUGGCUCCAUGCUGUGGAAUCCUGGGAUUUGUAAUUUGUUGUGUCACCAGAGGUCUUUGACAGAGAAACCUAAAUAUCUGGCCAAAUGACAAAUUGCAGGAUUCCAUAACCUUGAUGCAUGGCAGUUAAAGUUGUGUCAAGCUGCAUUAUUUCUACAGUUUAGAUGUAGUCUAGGCCUGCUCAUUUUCUAUCCUUUCCUACACCCUUCUGCCCAAAGCCUGGAAAAGUGACUUUGAGGAACCACUGCUUCCAGUAUCCCUAGCCAGCAAGGGCAGUGACUGUGUUGGCUGCAGGAUUUGGGGGAUUAUAGUCUAAAAGAAUUGAAGAAAAACGGGAGUGAGAGAGGUGUAAUUUGGGGCCUGUAAUCUUCAAUGCAUCCUUCCAGUUGUUUAAAAAUGCAUGCAAUAUCAGCAAGUGUGUUAACCCUUUCUUCCGAUGAAAUGGUACUGAAGAAACCUCUGCUCUGAAAGUGAUAAAGCUUUUGGAGAAAAGUCUCCUGUUGGUGCCAAUGCACCUUAGUGAUUCAUGGAGGAGCACACGGUGACCCAGACGGAGCACAUGGCUACUAUCGAGGCCCAUGCAGUGGCCCAGCAGGUGCAGCAGGUUCACGUGGCUACGUACACAGAGCACAGCAUGCUCAGUGCAGACGAAGACUCGCCGUCUUCUCCUGAGGACACUUCCUAUGAUGACUCAGACAUUCUCAACUCCACGGCCACCGAUGAGGUGACUGCCCACCUGGCUGCUGCAGGCCCAGUGGGGAUGGCUGCAGCAGCAGCUGUGGCGACAGGUAAAAAAAGGAAACGUCCUCACGUCUUUGAGUCCAACCCUUCGAUCCGCAAGAGGCAGCAGACACGGUUGUUACGGAAGUUGCGUGCCACGCUGGAUGAAUACACCACCCGCGUCGGACAGCAGGCCAUCGUUCUGUGCAUCUCCCCCUCCAAGCCCAACCCUGUCUUUAAAGUAUUUGGUGCAGCACCACUAGAGAAUGUGGUGCGUAAGUACAAGAGCAUGAUCCUGGAAGACCUAGAGUCAGCAUUAUUGGAACAUGCACCUGCGCCGCAAGAGGUUAACUCUGAGUUGCCACCUCUAACCAUCGACGGGAUUCCGGUCUCUGUAGACAAGAUGACCCAAGCUCAGUUGCGAGCAUUCAUCCCUGAAAUGCUGAAGUACUCCACGGGUCGUGGGAAGCCAGGCUGGGGAAAGGAGAGCUGCAAACCCGUGUGGUGGCCUGAAGACAUUCCCUGGGCCAACGUUCGAAGCGACGUCCGGACCGAGGAGCAGAAGCAGAGGGUGUGUGUUGAGUGCCCUCUUGCUUCUGCAAAGGGCUCUUCCUUGGUAUCUUGGACUCAGGCACUGCGGACUAUUGUUAAGAACUGCUAUAAGCAACAUGGCCGCGAGGACCUGCUGUAUGCUUUUGAGGACCAGCAAACACAGCCAGCAGCAGCAACACACAGCAUAGCACAUUUGGUACCAUCUCAAACUGUGGUCCAGACCUUCAGCAAUCCAGAUGGCACAGUUUCUCUCAUCCAGGUUGGCACAGGAGCUACGGUAGCCACCUUGGCAGAUGCUUCAGAAUUACCUACCACAGUUACGGUCGCACAGGUCAACUACUCUGCAGUAACUGACGGAGAGGUGGAACAGAACUGGGCAACGCUACAAGGAGGUGAGAUGACCAUCCAAACGACACAGGCUUCUGAAGCUACGCAGGCAGUGGCAUCUCUGGCAGAGGCGGCAGUGGCAGCAUCACAAGAAAUGCAGCAAGGUGCAACAGUCACAAUGGCGCUCAACAGUGAAGCAGCUGCCCACGCCGUAGCCACGCUUGCGGAAGCCACCCUUCAAGGUGGAGGCCAGAUUGUCUUGUCUGGUGAAACUGCAGCAGCUGUCGGUGCACUCACUGGGGUUCAAGAUGCGAACGGUAGGCAGACAAAGAUAGGCCUCGUCCAGAUCCCAGUGAGCAUGUACCAGACCGUGGUCACCAGCCUCGCCCAAGGGAAUGGCCCUGUCCAGGUGGCCAUGGCUCCGGUGGCCGCCAGGAUAACGGACAGCACCGUCACCAUGGAUGGCCAGGCAGUGGAAGUAGUAACACUGGAGCAGUGAGGGCAAUGUGGCAGGAGCGUGAUACAGCUGCUUCUUCUUCUCUCUCACCUGCAGAGAUUUUUUUUCUACGCCUCUCUGGAGACACGAUCAGAUGGCAUUUUGAGUCUCACAGCUUUGGAAGCGGCAAAAAAAGUUUUGUUAACAGUACAGGGGGGAAUAGAGAGAGCAAAAGGGUGAAGACUGGCACCUUUCUAGUACCCCUCUGAUCCGGCAGAUGUAAGGAACCCCACCUGGGGCAGGCAAAGCCAAGCUUUCCUCUCCCACCUUGCAUGGACCACUCUUGAUUAUAGUCUGGGCGAGAUGUGGGGGAAAAGAUGGAUUUCCCUCCCUUCCUAGGGGUCUGAAAUGGGUAUUCCCAUAGACAUUCAUGACCCCAUUCCUGCAGAGGCGCACAGAGCCAGUCUGCUCUGCUGUCCUCCUCAUGGCAAGAAUUAGGUGUCAUUUUAACAUGGACAUAAUUUUUUUUAACAAGAGAGACCAUUUGGAAAAUGAUUUUUUUUUUCUUGAAGAGGCGUUAAAAGUGUAAAAAUCUCCUGGAAGAAACAGUGUGGUCUGUGGUGAUCCAUAGACUCUGGGUCCCUGUGAGAAAGGGAUCUGUGGUUCUUGAGAGACCUGUUGAAUCAGAUUUGACUCCACUUCCUUCCUUUUCUAAGUCUGUGCUUGAAACUUGACCCCAGGUCUUCCCUUCUUUGUCUUCUCUGCUUGAAUUGGUAUUUGCCUGCAUUUUUAAAACUUUUUCCCUUGGGUUACAAAAAAUAAUAAUCAGAAGGCUUAAGUGAGCCCUGAGAAGUGAUGGGAGGUGUAGUGAUGAUAUUUCCAUGAACCUAGCUGGCCACUUUCCCGGGUUGUCUGUUGGGUGGCUGAGGUGUUGACCAAGGCUCUUCUUGACAUGGUGGCCUUCACAACCAUAAGCCACAUCUUUCCCCUUUGCGUUGUCCUGACCUUUGGGAAUCUUCAGUUCCAGGCAUUUCCUGGUCCAUCAAACAUCAGAAGUGCUCUUUUCCAAUAUUUCCAGCCCACAUCAGGCAUCCUUAUUUCAUUCUCCCUCUCCUUCUACAACCGAACUGAGCAGCCCUGCCAGAAAGCAUCUUCAGUCUCUACUUUUUGCCUCUUAGAGAAGCCCAGGCUCUCCACUCCCCACAGAAAAGCUGUUGCUUCUGCACCGAUGAGCUCUGCUUCUUUUCUCAUGGAGUAAUUUCAGUAUUUAAUUUUGUUCUUGUUUUAUUUUACAUGCAAUGCCAUUUCCCCGACCGCUCCACAUCCUUCCUGGCCUGUGAAGGCAAGCUUUCUUUUCUUUUCUCCCUUCAGAUGUGUAUAUUUACUUGGCUUCUUUUUUUUUUAAUGGAAGAUAUCAACAGUUGUUUAUAUACUUUCUCUCCUGUGGACUUAGACUGAUGGAAUGGAAUGCUCUCCCCAGAAGCAAAGCCCAGAUUUUUAAUUUACUUUCUUUAAUUUUAAAUAUAUAUUUUUAAAAGAAAUUGUUAUUGUGAAGAUGUCAGGUGUGACUUAAAGUCAGUGUUCCCUUUUAUUUUUGGCAAAUGAAAUAACGUUCUGAUAGACUGAGAAAUUACUGCCCUGAAUCCCAAAGAGAAGCCCUUCUCACUUCUACCACGAACACCAACACCUUGAUCCUGUAGCAGAGCAUGGAAAAUUCCUGUUAUUUUCCCCAUUGUGUCUUAUUGCCUCAUUCAAUAAAUUGUUACAGAUGUGUCCAUA